Messenger RNA from Staurois parvus, 576 nucleotides. The record is from the annotation of a GenBank genome assembly. NCBI's taxonomy places the organism in Eukaryota, Metazoa, Chordata, Amphibia, Anura, Ranidae.
UUCACAUACAAUUGAGAUCAUCCCUGGUCUUCAGUCUCUGACUAUCUCUUGUAUUAUGUUUGCAGUAUCUGAUCAUCUCUUGUAACAAGUCUGCAGGCUCUAAAUAUCUCUUGUAUCAUGUCUGCAGUCUCUGACCAUUUCCUGUAUCAUGUCUACAGUCUCUUACCAUCUCUGGUGUCAUGUCUGCAGUCUCUGACCAUCUCUUGUAUCAUGUCUGUGGUCUCUGACCAUCUCUUGUAUCAUGUCCGUGGCCCUGCAUUCCCUGCAUCCACUAUAUUAGCUGUGUUGCAUUUACUAUAUCUGGUCUCCCAGGACCCUGCAUUCACUAUAAGUUCUCCCCGGACCCUGCAUUUACUAUAUCUGGUCUCCCAGGACCCUGCAUUCACUAUAUCUGGUCAUCCCAGGACCCUGCAUUCACUAUAUCUGCUCUCCCGGACCCUGCAUUUACUAUAUCUGGUCUCCCAGGACCCUGCAUUCACUAUAUCCGGUCUCCCCGGACCCUGCAUUUACUAUAUCUGGGCUCCCUGGACCCUGCAUUCACUAUAUCUGGUCUCCCAGGACCCUGCAUUCACUAUA